This is a messenger RNA of Linnemannia hyalina, 519 nucleotides long. NCBI's taxonomy places the organism in Eukaryota, Fungi, Mortierellomycota, Mortierellomycetes, Mortierellales, Mortierellaceae. The record is from the annotation of a GenBank genome assembly.
AUGUCCCUAGCAACCAUAUUCACUACCUCCAUAACACCCGCAAGCGCAGUACCCGGAUACCACCGUGGAAGCGACAUCUUUUCCAGCCCUAUCCGAUCCACAGUCUGGAACCUAGGCGACACUGUCGAAAUCCUCUUCAACAAGGCCCUCUCGCGGGAAGACAGCAACUCAACGAUGCUCUACCUCGAAUACACAACCCGCGCCUGCAGGGGUUCUGUCCCCGACGAAGAACGGUACUGCGACAACCGUGCCACAAAAGUCACUGCCCGCGGUCAAAUCCUUCCCGGUGCCGAUUCUUUUCUUUGGACUAUCCCGACCACCUUGGACCUGCAGUUGUCGAGGGGUCAGUUCCAUUUGUAUGAUUACAAUGGACAUUCGAGUGAGAGUUUUUUAAUCCGCCCGACGUCCAGAAGGCGUCAGGGAGGGGAGCAGCAGGGAGGCGGAGGAGGGCAAGGGUAUGCAAGGCAGCAGAUUUUGGAUCAGGAUGCUCUUCUGGUCUACCUUGAUCCAUCUGAAUGA